Messenger RNA from Fusarium fujikuroi IMI 58289, 978 nucleotides. Its product is annotated as related to 2`-hydroxyisoflavone reductase. Bases 1 to 978 code for a protein of 325 amino acids. The record is from RefSeq and is a predicted model, not a curated record. Lineage: Eukaryota; Fungi; Ascomycota; Sordariomycetes; Hypocreales; Nectriaceae. The transcript has 6 exons.
AUGGUCAAAAUUGCUAUCGCAGGAGCUUCUAGUGAGCUCGCUAGAGAGAUUCUCGACAGGCUUGUCGCUACUGGAAAGCACGAUAUCACUGCGCUUGUCCGCAAGGACCCAUCGACAUUCCCAGAGCUCUCAGGCGUCACUUGGGUGAAAGCCAAUUAUGAAAACAAGACAGAGCUUGUUGAUUUAUUCCGUGGCGUUGAAACCGUUCUCUCUUUCCUCGCUGUUCAUUUGGACCCAGGGAACGAGACCCAGAAGCGACUUAUUGAUGCAGCUAUCGAGGCUGGCGUGAAGAGAUUCGCUCCGUCUGAGUGGGCAACCGGAUCCAAACUCGCAGACUCACUCGAUGUCAUGUCAUGGUACAGCGGCAAGAUCGAGAUCAGAGAUUAUCUCAAGAGCUUGAACUCUGGUAAAAAGGUUAUCGAGUAUACACUGUUCCAGCCUGGUGGCUUUAUGGAUUACCUUUGCCAUCCAUACAAGACUGCAAAGUACAUCACCACUACUGUCGUCAAUGUCGAUUUCGUCAAGAAGCAUUCGAUAGUCGUCGAAGGUACCCUCGACGACGAGAUCACAUAUACAAGUGUCAACGAUAUUGCCAACAUCGUUACCAAAGCUAUCGAUUUUGAAGGCGAGUGGCCCGUGAUCGGAGGUAUCAGCGGUGACCGCAUCUCUAUCCGUCAGCUUCUCAAGAUUGGAGAAGAACUACGAGGAGAGCCUUUCACUAUCGAGUGGCUUAAGAUGGAAGACCUUGCUGCCGGAGAACUCAAGACCGACAACUACCCCCGACUUCCACUACCAUCAGUUCCCCAGAAUCAGGUGGAAGCUUUCUCAAAGAUGGUAGUAAUCGGGACUCUGACUGCUUUCCACCGCGGAGCUUGGACGGUCUCGGAUGAAUGGAAUCAGGCUUUUCCGGACUACAAGUUUACAAAGGUUGAUGAACUGCUGAAGUCUGCGUGGGAGGGCAAGCAUCAGGCAAUCUAG